This is a messenger RNA of Neopsephotus bourkii (Bourke's parrot), 2534 nucleotides long. It is a transcript of the gene IQUB, whose product is annotated as IQ motif and ubiquitin domain containing. The transcript is spliced from 11 exons. The record is from RefSeq and is a predicted model, not a curated record. Gene Ontology annotation, cellular component: motile cilium; acrosomal vesicle. Bases 114 to 1946 code for a protein of 610 amino acids. Gene Ontology annotation, biological process: cilium assembly. NCBI's taxonomy places the organism in Eukaryota, Metazoa, Chordata, Aves, Psittaciformes, Psittacidae.
UCUCUCCGCCUUCCGCUCCCGGUUGCUAUGGCUACCGCUAUGCUCCGCCCGGAGAAGCGGCAGCUGCGGAGAGCGGCGCGGGGCGGGAGCUGCUGGGGAAAGUAACUGGAAGCAUGACUGAGGAUAAUCAAAACCCUGGGAGGACUAGGGCCAACCUUGAUGAAAAUAUCCAGUCUGAGAAGUUACGUCUAGAUCAGGAGCAUUCUCCUGGGAAAGCAGUUCAACAGGAUUACUGCAUGCCUGAUCUCAUAACUGUCAGAAUACAAACAGAUUCUGAUUCAUUCCAAGAUGUAGUUGUAAAAAUUGAAAGACCUACCUAUCAAAAACCAUUUCUUGGUGGAUUUAAGAACAGGAUAACAGGAGUGGAAUUUCAUAAUGCAGGAUCGCAAACAAUACCAAAAAAACUACCUGAUAAAGGAAUUCUUGUAUUUUGUAGGGAAACACAGACAGUUUUUGAAAAAAAUAAGCAACAACAAACAACAAAUACAACAUCAACACAAAUGACUAAAACUGGCCUCUAUGUGUCAAACAAGACUGACAGACUAAUAACUCCUGGGAAGUAUAUUACAGCAGAAGAAUACCAUAAACGUAGACUUGAAGCAGUAAUAGUAUUACAGAAAUAUUUCCGUCGUUGGCAUGCUACAAAUAUAGUACAAAAACUGGGGGAAGAAAAGAGAUUAAGGCUGGAGUGGGAGGCACAAGAAGAAUUACGGAGAAAAAAAGAAAAAGAAGAAAAACUGAGAAGGGAGCACGAGCGAAGACUGAACCCUAAAACAAAAGGAGACUUCGAGCUACUGUACCAUGCUUUAGAAUUAUGGAGGCAGAAGGAGACUGAGCAGAUUAACAGAACUCUUACUGGCGCUGAAAGAAAGGCAGCACUUUGUGGACUUCUGGAACAAGAGGCACAGCUGAUUGCUUCCAUUGGGAGACACAAACUAAAUGCAGAUGAGGAGAAUCGACAGAAAGCAAUACUGCAUUUUCUGAAUAAGUGUGCGCAACCUAAGAGAUGGAAAGCAUAUGAUGGAAAAAUCACUGAAAUGGAUACACAGUUCACACUCCGUGCCAGAGAACUGUUGGAAAUCUACCGCAGCAUUAGCAUGAGUGACGUCCCACAAGAUGAGAGAAUAGAUGUGCUACUGACACUCAAAGGUACAGUGAAGGAACAUGAAUGUAAAUUAACACAGGAAAUCAUGGAAUUAAUUGACAGGGAAAUUGAUCUUAUGUCAAGAGAGGUGAAAGAAUGUAACUUGGAAGGACUAAGGAAAAGAAUUUGUACGUUAUUUCUUCAGUUUAUUAAAAUUCCGAAGUUUAACCCUGAAGUUGCUAAGAUACUUAAGGUUCCACCAGAUCCCUUAAAGCUUUAUAAAAACAUGAACUGCUGUCAGAGUUGCAAAAAUUACUUACCGUCUACUGCGUUUCCUGUUCCUGCUAAUACCCACACUACUGGCAGAUGUCGCUUGUGUUGUAAGGUUGAUAAUGAGGCUCGGCACCGAGAAACGUUUUUGAAGUGCAAACUUAUACUAGAAAAGCUCAGAAAGUCUGAAGCUGAUUAUCAGGAUGAUGCUAAAAUUGUUUUCUUACUUCAGCAUCAAGAUCUGCAAUACCUGAUUGAGAAAAUAUGGGGCUGUCAGUCAGCUCUCAGUGCCUGCAGUGACCUCUAUGAUUUGGUUAUGGUCAGGUGGGAUAAGCAGCAUGAAUGGUCUCCAUGGAACACUAUUCUUCUCACUGAAGAUGAGGCAGAUGCACAUCUUAAACUAUGUGACCUUCAGAAGGCGUAUGAAGCGACAUUUAUUCACAGAAUAAAGCAUAAGCAUAUCUGGGCAAAAAAAUACUUUGCUCAGAUUCAAGCCAUGACAUCAUUUUUGCAGAGGAGUGAAAAUCAGACAAAUGCAAAUGAAUUUUUAAUAGCUACGCCUUUUCCUACUGUGCAAAACCAUAACUCUUAGGUGAAGCUAGCUGAAGUUAAAGAAGUUAACUGAAUUAUUGAUUAAUACAGUUUCCUUGGUUUUAAAGAAAUGUACUGUUUCAAUACCUUAAUUAUAUCACACAGAUCAAAAUAAACUGAGGAUAAAAUAAUUUGAUCUUGACUAGUCAAUAAAACUGUAUUUCAUGUUUUGUAAUCUCAGUUAAAAACUAAAAUGUUGUUGAGUUUUGUAAAUUCUGAUUUUUUUAAGCAAUUGACUGUCUUUCUGUGUUUGCCUGUCUUGCUUGGAACAUUCUGUCUGUGUUGGGGGAACUUAGCUAAUUCUUUGUCACCUUUUAUCUAGAAAAAUAAUCCUACAAACUAUUAAAUUUCUCUCAAGUAUACAAGGUAGAAAAUCCUUUAAACCCUGAAUUCCUGCAGAACAACAGAAUUGAUAUGGCCUUCCAAAUAUAGAUGCUUUGCCUUACAAAGAUUUGGGCAAAAUAAUAACUUUAUAGUUCAUCUUGAUGGUGAGAGUGGAACUGCCAGCCUGUAAUUACUGUAUCUGAGAUCUUGAAAUUAGUGUAAAUCAGACUGACAAUUUGAAAUAGACAAUGCAGGCUGUUUGGAA